UUCAAAUGGGCAGAGUCGAAUAUCCUGUCCAUCUCAGCAGAACACCUAAAAGGGGAGGAAAACAACCUAGCGGACUGGCUAAGCCGCAAGGCAUUGGAUCCAGGAGAAUGGGCACUGCACCCAGAGAUCUUUGCCCAGAUAUCGGAUCGGCUGGGAACUCCAGCGGUGGACCUCUUCGUGUCCGACCACAACCAUCAACUGCAGCGCUACUUCACCAGGUACCAGUCCCACAGAGCAGAGGGAACGGACGCUCUACUUGCCCCUUGGCCAAGGGGUCUGAUGUACGCCUUCCCUCCGAUCCCCAUAAUCAUGAAGGUACUCAGGAAAGCGAUUCAAGAGCAGGCGGAUCUCAUCUUGGUGGUGCCGCACUGGCCAAGACGCCCCUGGUUCUCCACAAUAGUCGAGUUUGCAGUCGAAAAGCCAUGGUUCCUACCGCAACGACACGACCUCCUGCAACAGGGCCCAGUGUAUCACCCAGACCCCAACUGGUUGCAACUGAGCGCUUGGAGGUUGAACGGUCAGAUUUAGCGGAUCGUGGAUACACAGACUCUGUAAUACACACUAUUUGGGCGUCCAGAAGGACCUCCACGCAACGCAUUUAUCAAGUCACCUGGUCAGCCUUUUCCAAAUGGGCGUUCCGGAACGGGGUAAACCCCUUGCACGCAGGGGUUCCGGAAGUCUUGAGAUUUCUGCAAGAAGGACUAAAACUACACCUCCAUCCAUCCACAUUGCGCAGACAGGUCUCGGCCCUGUCCUCUGUUCUCAAUAUCACCUCAAAGAACAAACACGACCUGCAUCCUCACAUUACCAGGUUCCUUAGAGGAGCCACUAAUCUUGCUCCACCUGUGCUUCGGCGUUUCCCAACUUGGGACCUCAACAAGGUGCUGAAUGCUCUUCCCAAGCCACCCUUUGAGCCCAUCACAACGAUUCCACUGAAAAACCUCUCUUACAAAGUCCUGUUUUUAGUGGCUAUCACCUCAGCUCGAAGGGUUUCCGAGAUGGGGCGCUAUCAUCCAGAAAGGAAUUUUGCACUUUUCAGGAUGACGCGGUUAUCCUGAGACUUGAUGAAACCUUUUUACCUAAGGUCAACUCAGUAUUUCAUAGGUCUCAGGUUAUCGUUCUCCCUUCCUUCUGCCCCUCACCUGGCCAUAGGAGGGAGAAAUUAUGGCACAAAUUGGACGCCCGCAGGGCAUUGCGUAUUUAUCUUAAAAGAACCAAGGAAUUUCGAAGAACAGACGCUCUAUUUGUCUCUUUUCACCCCCACUCCAUGGGUAAAAAGGUCUCGAGUUCUACCCUAGCCGGGUGGAUACGAGCUUGCAUAAAAAUGGCUUACUUGGCCUUACACCUGAGCCCACCGGGG
Molecule: messenger RNA, 1360 nt
Organism: Hemicordylus capensis (graceful crag lizard)
Lineage: Eukaryota; Metazoa; Chordata; Lepidosauria; Squamata; Cordylidae
Exons: 2
Coding region: 6-1058 (350 amino acids)
Source: RefSeq, a predicted model, not a curated record